Molecule: messenger RNA, 531 nt
Organism: Chaetomium globosum CBS 148.51
Lineage: Eukaryota; Fungi; Ascomycota; Sordariomycetes; Sordariales; Chaetomiaceae
Exons: 2
Coding region: 1-531 (176 amino acids)
Molecular function (GO): carbon-sulfur lyase activity
Source: RefSeq, a predicted model, not a curated record
AUGGCAGCUACAGAUCCCAAUUUUCCUGUUGCCGGCCUCGCCCGUGACGGCUGGUCAACCGAGGAGGAAGCCACAGCAACUUGCUUCUGUGGAGCAGUCCAACUCGUUUUCCCCAUCCAAGGCCCCGGCCUCAUCAACCGACACGUCUGCCACUGCAGCGACUGCCGCAAGAUCAGCAGCGGGCUGUACAUGUCCAACAUCACCGUGGCGGACACGCACCUGCGGCACGUGCGGGGGCGCGCCGAGCUCAGGACUUUUGCGCAGUCGACGACGGUGCGUUCCGGUGGCCUCAUGACCAACUACUUCUGCGCCACGUGCGGCACGCUUAUGUACCGCGUCGGCGAGAAGUUCCCGGGCCUGUCCAUCCUGCGCACGGGGACGGUGGACGACUUCUCGUUGGCGGAGACGAAGUUAAGGCCGCAGGUCGAGCAGUUUGUGGAGAAUAGGGCCGCGUGGCAGAGGCCGAUUGAGGGGGUGCCGCAGGUGGUGGGGAUGAGUUCGGCGGCGGAUAUUGAGGGGGCGGUGCUGUGA